AGUAAACAAGAUCAGAAAAGGAAUUAAAAUAUACGAUUAAGGACUUGAAAGUGUAUAUUUUCAAAUGUCUUCGAAGUGCUCAAAGCUUGCGGAGUUUAUGUUUUGAAACAAAGAUGAAGGAGUACGGUGAAGUUAUAUUCGUGGAUCAGUUGAAACACCACCGUGUUGUGGCCAGUCAGAUAGACAAGACUCGUGCUGCUUGGCAGAGAAAUAGCUCCUGGUAUGCGGCAGCCCAAAGGGAGCAUUACUCCCAGUACGCGACUAUAUCUGCUGAGAGCAGAAAAAAGUACGGAGAUAAGAUUUAUGGAUACUACGCGAAAAGAAACCGUCUGCGCCCCGUGUUCAACCCCACAACCAGGUCUAAAAUAACUGAGGAAGACAGGCAUAUGCAUAUUUCGAUGGCACACCUUUUCGGAUACAAGUAUUCAAAAACCACCAAUGGCGAAUAUGGCAGUGUAGCGCCAUCGGCAUUAUUUUUCUGUUUCUAAAUUAGUUACGGGUUACGGUUUAGUUGUUCUAUUCCAAAAGAAAAUUUCUAAAAAUUACGACGAUCUUUAAAAAUAAA
This is a messenger RNA of Drosophila subpulchrella, 565 nucleotides long. RefSeq lists its product as uncharacterized. Lineage: Eukaryota; Metazoa; Arthropoda; Insecta; Diptera; Drosophilidae. The transcript has a single exon. The coding region runs from base 114 to 488 and encodes 124 amino acids. The record is from RefSeq and is a predicted model, not a curated record.